UUUUCGAGUUUUGAGUGCUUGUGAAGAUGCCGAGUGCUUCUUUCACGGCCUCAAGGUCGUAUGUAAGGAGAUCCCGAAGGAAAGGUGCUAAUAGAAUCCCUACACCAUCUAAGACAACCUCUGCAGAACCAUGUGAGCCAUCUUGUCCCAUCCCGAACCAAAACAUUCCAGCUCCAUCAGCAGCUGCCCCUAGUUCCGGGAGCACAUCCGCGGCAGGCCCGGGUACCAGCGGGGGCGCUGUACCCGCGCACCAUUCGCCCUACGACUUGAGAAGGAAAUCUCCUUCUCACCACGAAGGGGGGCCCAGCACCAGUGCCGCCACUGCAGGUUCACCCACGUCACCUGCCGCCCCAACAAUUUCUGCCCAGGGUUACAAUUCUGCUAUGUUACCUGCUCGUAAACGUCCUCGCCGAACCUGUUCAGUUUCAUAUGAAAGUUGCACUAAUACAGCCGCUCAUUAUCUUCAAUACGAGCUUCCUGACGAGGUUUUGCUCACGAUAUUUAAUUACUUGUUAGAACAAGACUUAUGUCGCGUCAGCCAGGUCUGCAAACGCUUCCAGACCAUCGCCAAUGAUACGGAAUUAUGGAAACGUCUUUACCAAAGCGUAUACGAGUAUGAUUUACCUCUUUUCAAUCCCGCGCCUUGUCGCUUUGAAUUCGUAAGUCCGGAGGAGUCAGAAUUAGCAAAUCCCUGGAAGGAGUCCUUCCGGCAGUUGUAUAGAGGCAUACAUGUACGUCCUGGUUACCAGGAGUUGCAGUUUAAGGGUCGAAACCUUGUGUACUUCAAUACUGUUCAGGGCGCCUUGGACUACGCUGAUGAACGUAAUGGCACUGGUACUGCAACCUUAGUAACAGCUUCCAGCAAUUCUCAAUCAAAUACAGAAAGCAACAGUCAAGGACCUUUGAUAUUCUUGCACGCAGGCACUUAUCGUGGAGAAUUUCUCGUCAUUGACUCGGAUAUAGCUCUCAUAGGUGCUGCUCCAGGCAACGUGGCGGAGUCUGUGAUACUCGAACGUGAGUCCGAAUCAACGGUGAUGUUCGUGGAGGGUGCCAAACAGGCUUAUGCAGGCCACUUGACACUCAAAUUUUCUCCAGAUGUCACGUCAACCGUCCCCCAUCAUAAACAUUACUGUUUAGAAGUCGGUGAGAACUGCAGCCCAACCAUUGAUCAUUGCAUCAUUAGAAGUACUUCAGUUGUUGGAGCAGCAGUUUGUGUUAGUGGAGUGGGUGCAAAUCCUGUGAUACGCCAUUGCGAUAUAAGUGACUGUGAAAAUGUGGGCCUGUAUGUGACUGAUUAUGCUCAAGGGACAUACGAGGAUAACGAAAUUAGCAGGAACGCUCUGGCAGGAAUUUGGGUCAAAAAUUAUGCUAAUCCAAUUAUGAGGAGGAAUCAUAUCCAUCAUGGUCGAGAUGUUGGCAUUUUUACUUUUGACAACGGUUUGGGUUAUUUUGAAGCAAACGAUAUUCACAACAACAGAAUUGCGGGGUUCGAGGUGAAGGCAGGGGCAAAUCCGACUGUCGUUCACUGCGAGAUCCAUCACGGUCAAACGGGUGGAAUCUACGUUCACGAGAACGGUCUCGGUCAAUUCAUCGACAACAAGAUACACUCUAAUAACUUUGCGGGUGUGUGGAUUACGUCGAACAGCAAUCCAACGAUACGUAAAAAUGAGAUUUAUAACGGCCACCAGGGCGGCGUGUACAUAUUCGGCGAGGGCCGCGGUCUUAUCGAGCACAAUAACAUUUAUGGUAAUGCACUGGCCGGCAUUCAAAUUCGAACGAACAGCGACCCGAUUGUACGGCAUAAUCGGAUCCAUCACGGCCAACAUGGUGGCAUUUACGUACAUGAAAAGGGUCAGGGUUUAAUCGAAGAGAACGAAGUGUUUGCUAACACGCUUGCAGGCGUCUGGAUAACCACCGGGAGUACACCUGUUCUACGACGCAAUCGAAUCCAUUCAGGCAAACAGGUGGGUGUGUAUUUCUACGACAACGGUCACGGCAAGCUAGAAGACAACGAUAUUUUUAACCACUUGUAUUCGGGUGUACAAAUUCGUACGGGCAGUAACCCUAUCAUACGUGGCAAUAAAAUCUGGGGAGGCCAAAACGGAGGUGUUUUGGUCUACAAUGGCGGCCUAGGGCUUCUGGAACAAAACGAGAUUUUUGACAAUGCAAUGGCCGGAGUUUGGAUAAAGACCGACUCAAAUCCGACGCUUAAACGGAACAAGAUAUUCGAUGGGCGCGACGGUGGGAUCUGUAUCUUCAAUGGGGGCAAAGGUGUGCUAGAGGAGAAUGAUAUAUUCAGGAACGCUCAAGCUGGCGUCCUGAUCUCCACCCAGAGUCAUCCUAUCUUACGUCGUAACCGUAUUUUUGACGGACUGGCCGCUGGCGUUGAGAUUACUAAUAAUGCAACGGCAACACUCGAAUUUAACCAGAUUUUUAACAAUCGGUUCGGAGGUCUUUGUUUGGCCAGCGGCGUCCAACCUAUUGUGCGUGGCAACAAAAUAUUCAAUAAUCAGGAUGCGGUCGAGAAGGCGGUUGCGAAUGGCCAGUGUCUCUACAAGAUAUCGAGUUACACAUCUUUCCCCAUGCACGACUUCUACAGGUGUCAGACCUGCAAUACUACUGACCGUAAUGCCAUCUGUGUCAAUUGUAUUAAGACUUGCCAUGCAGGUCAUGAUGUCGAGUUCAUCAGACAUGACAGGUUUUUCUGUGAUUGCGGUGCGGGCACACUGACUAACCAGUGUCAGCUUCAAGGAGAACCUACGCAGGACACAGAUACCCUUUAUGAUUCGGCCGCCCCCAUGGAAUCUCACACCCUUAUGGUCAAUUAAGGGGUACGCGUCCGCUUCUACCGUAAAACAAAAGAUAAAAAAAUGAACACAAACUCGGUGUCGUAUUAAGAGAUUUUUUUCGGUUUAUAACUUUUGUUACAAUUUUGUAUAUUUUCUUUAUUCGAGUUUUCAUCAAUAUAAACAUUUGGUGAUACUCUCCUCCUUUCACGCGAUAUGGAGACGCGGUAUAACGAACGAAUACGCAUGAUUAUCGUCUCCCCCCCUCCUACCGAGAUAUGUUCGCUCAUCUGUUUCCGGCGGAUGUCCUGUUUGCAGCGGCGAAAUGGAGAGGAAAGGAUAAAGAUAGUGAAAAAAGGUACGUUUGUUGAGUUUUGCCAAUUUCUGUUUUAUUUCGAAUUGCGGAUGUUGAGAGGUUAUUUUGAAUGCGAAUGAGUAUUUGGUUUCGAUUCGAAAAACACUUCGAUCAUGGUAAUAAAGAAAAUAAGAAGUGCAUUUUGUAAAUUCUUGUAGUUUUUCAUCUUGUUAUCAGAUUUAUGUUUAAUGUUUUUGCGAGUUUUUUUGUUUUUCAUACAUAUUUGCUUGAAGUCUUUGGGUAACAGUAAGCAGCCGUACUCGAUAUUUCUAUUAUAUCAUUUUGAUAUUUAUUUGGUACCGUCUGUAUGAUUUUUUUGUCCGAAAUGUUGCUUAAAAGACUUCGCGACCGGUCCAUUUGAUGUGUGCACAUACAAUCAAAAAAGAUCAGAGCAAAUUAAUAAAUUCAUUAUGCACCAAGAUCUAAUUAGAAAUUAGUGAAUAUUUCGAAAUACAUACAUAGUUAAAUCAGCAUUGUUGAAAAAUUGUAAACUAGAGUUAUAAGGUAGACUUAAAGAGUUUUUUACUUAUUGUUGAUAGGACGGUUAGACCUAGUAGUAUAAUUUUGUUCGUUUCGAGAAUAAAUCUAAAUUAAAAACUGUGGUUUAUUUAUUUUAUUCUGUGUUUAAGUUAACGAGAAUGCCAGUUCACUUUCUUUAUAAAUCACAGUUUUACUUUUGUUGUUAUUUCAAGAGGAAUUUUGUUAAAACUUAUAUAUAUAUAUAUAUGUAUAUGUAUAAUGCAAUUGUAGCUCUUAUUGUUGAAAGUUUUGUUUUCGAACGGAAGGAAACAAUCCAAAUUUGUUUUAAAUAUAGAUAGAUAUACUUACGUGUAUUUAUACCUAAUAAACGAAAUGGAAUUGGCAUUCUUGAAUAUGUUACGUAAUAAUAAUUUACCUAAUAUAUAGCUUUAAAUAAUAUUUGAAAAUGUAAAUAUUUUUAAGUUAAAAAGAGGUGUGAUAUAAAAUAGCACUGUGUAUGGACAAAAAGUAAAUCUGUAGCCUAUUUAUUCAGUAUUUUUUUAUUAUUAUUUUCUGCUACAACAAUUGUGUAAAUUGUAAAAUACCUUCAAGUUUGGUUAAGUGUCGUAUUUUUGAAUAGGUUUUUGAUACUUGUGGAGUGAUUGUAUUAAUUGUGAAAGGAACGUUUUGCGGAUAAGCAACUGAUAAGUGUAGUAGGCAAAUGUGCAAAUCAUAUGGUGCCAUAUCAUAAAACAUCAAUAGACAUCUUGAUAGUUUACAUUUCUUUUUAAUGAAUUUAUUUAGCAAUAGUUUUUAUGAUGUACUUUACAGGCAGUCCCGAUUUUUAUAAUUAAAAUAAUGCAAGAACACUUGACCAAAUGGUGACUUUUAUAUAAAAUAUUUAAUACUGCAAAAAAAAAGACUUGUGAUGGAUGUUGUAAUUUCAGUUUUUCGAAAAAUAUUUUUUUUAGUUGAAUAAUUUGCCUACAGAUCUGAGCGUUUUGUCAAGUGCAAUGCUAAGGAUUUUUUAUUUGUUAAAUUAUCGUACAUGAUUCUUGUUCAUUAAUGGUUUUCUCGGGAUGCGUAAAUUUGUCUGAUCGUAAAAAAAUUCCAACUGUAAUGUGUAGUUUGCAGGAUGUAAUAACAACUGUAAAAAAAUUAGAUUUGGUCCAUAUGUUACAGCAUUUAAUAAUAUCUAAUUAACAGUUCAAUUUUAAACGAUUCACUCUGUAAAGGACAUGCUGAAAGUUUGUCAAUAAGCCUUUUGUUUUAUUUCUUUAAUUAAUAAUGGGCAUUUAUCGUAAAAAAGGUCAAUUUUAAAAACCUUUAUAUAUAUAUUGGUACUAAUAUUAUGCACGCAAUUUUAAAAGACUGUGGUCGAUAGGAGUAUGAAAAUGUCGCCAUAACAGUGAGUCUGAUGAAAGUUUUUUUUAUUUAUUUUUUAUUGUUCCUUAUAUAUUAAGGUAACUGCAAUAGUUAAACAAAAUUAUUGUGGUCGUUAGAUUUGGUCGUUUUUACCAUUUUUGUUUUUAUUUUCACAUUAUCUAUUUAUUUCUUAUUGAGCGAACGAAUUAAUUAGAUUCUGAAAUUGUUUUAAAAUUUUUUUUUAGAAAAUUCGACUUACUGAUAUGGGGACGACUUUCAUACUCUUAUCUACUCUAGUCUUUCACUCAAACUUGCCUUUACUAUUAAGGAUUUUAAAUCAUUAUUGUGAUGUAUAAAUGUGUAGUUAAAAAGGUCACUUGUAAAUUUGAAGUUUUUUCACAACAGCAUCGACAAAUUUAAAGAUAUUUUUGGUGAAACCUAAUUACAGAUGAAGUAAUGCUAUGACUGAAUUGUGUAUAUGAUUAUUAUGGAUGUAACAUAUGUCCUUUUCUAUUAUACAGAUCAUAAACAUAAGCUAAAAAUAAGUUGUAUUAUGUAAAUUUGCCUGGAUUUGGCAAGUUAUUUAGAAUAAAAUAAGCACACAUUGUAUUGUACUAUGUACAUUAUAUACAAAUACAUGGGUAAUAUUUAA
Molecule: messenger RNA, 5617 nt
Organism: Agrilus planipennis (emerald ash borer)
Lineage: Eukaryota; Metazoa; Arthropoda; Insecta; Coleoptera; Buprestidae
Gene: FBXO11
Product: F-box only protein 11
Exons: 10
Coding region: 27-2828 (933 amino acids)
Biological process (GO): ubiquitin-dependent protein catabolic process; protein ubiquitination; regulation of apoptotic process
Molecular function (GO): zinc ion binding; protein binding
Source: RefSeq, a predicted model, not a curated record